Molecule: messenger RNA, 4597 nt
Organism: Lecanosticta acicola
Lineage: Eukaryota; Fungi; Ascomycota; Dothideomycetes; Mycosphaerellales; Mycosphaerellaceae
Source: the annotation of a GenBank genome assembly
AUGGGACAGGCCAACGAUGAAGCGGAAAAGGGCCUCCACCUCAACCCUCCAGGACACGCUCACGUUCACGGCGGCAACGACGAUGGCGGUCUUCAGGGAUCGCUUUCGGAGCCGGACUCGAUCGCUGGACUCACGACCGGACUGGUAGAUACGACGGUAGUAGGCGAUUCGGAAUCGAAAGAGAAGGCGGAAACUUUACACAGCAGCGAGGAUGAUUACGCCCCCUCUACAGCACGGGCCUCGGGCGAUAUCGCAAGGCGUGGAGUGAGCGUCGAGGCCGCGGAGAAGGAAUUCCAGGAGCUGCAGAGGGAAUUGACACGGAUGUCGCGACAGCAGAGUCGCAAGAGCGAUGCGCAUAAGGAUGGAGCCAGGGAUGUUGAGAAGGCGAUUCCGCUGUCUACGACGGAGGAGGUGGAGACGUUCGACUUGGAAGACACCCUGAGAGGGGCGAGGGCUCUCGAAGAGGAGUCUGGCAUCAAGUCGAAGAAGAUAGGUGUGAUAUGGGAAAACUUGACGGUCAAGGGAAUGGGUGGAGCCAAGAUCUUCGUCAAGACAUUUCCCGAUGCGUUUGUUGAUUUCUUCGGCUUCCCUAUCAAGUUCACACUGGGUCUGCUCGGCAUUGGUGGGAAGGGCAGAGAGGUCGAGAUCUUGCAAGACUUCAAGGGAGUCGUCAAGCCGGGCGAGAUGGUGCUGGUGCUGGGUCGGCCGGGCUCGGGGUGCACGACGUUCUUGAAAGUCAUUAGCAACCAGAGAUUUGGCUACACUUCGGUCGAUGGCGAGGUUCUGUACGGACCGUUUACCAGCAAGGAAUUCGAGAAGCGGUAUCGCGGAGAGGCUGUCUAUGCUAUGGAAGACGAUGUUCACCAUCCUACACUUACCGUAGGACAGACGCUUGCAUUCGCUCUCGACUGCAAGGUUCCCGGCAAGCGACCGGCAGGGGUGUCUGCUGCUCAGUUCAAAGAACGAGUUGUCGACACGAUGCUGAGGAUGUUCAACAUCGAGCACACGAAGAACAUGGUAGUCGGUGAUUCUUUCGUUCGAGGUGUCUCAGGUGGAGAGCGCAAACGCGUGUCUAUCGCUGAGGCGAUGAUCACUGGUGCGGCGGUCUACUCCUACGACAACAGCACGAGAGGUCUGGAUGCUUCGACCGCUUUGGAUUAUGCGAAGUCUUUGCGUGUGCUUACCAAUAUCUACCACACGACUACCUUCGUCUCGCUCUACCAAGCCUCGGAAAAUAUCUACUCGCAAUUCGACAAGGUCCUGGUGAUCGACGAGGGCCGACAAGUCUUCUUCGGCCCUGCACAAGAAGCGCGCUCCUACUUUGAAGGCCUUGGUUUCAAAGAGAAGCCGCGUCAAACCACCCCUGACUACUUGACCGGCUGCACGGAUCCGUUCGAGCGAGAAUAUAAACAAGGCCGAGAUGCGUCAAACGCUCCCUCUUCGCCCGACGGUCUUGUGGAGGCUUUCAACAAUUCCGAGUAUGCUAUAGCAUUGAAAGCGGAGAUCAACGACUAUCGCAAGGUUUUGAAGGAGGAGCAGCACGUUUACGAAGACUUCAAGACCGCGGUCGAAGAGGGCAAGCGCCAUGCGCCUAAGAAGUCUGUCUAUUCGAUUCCCUUCUACAUGCAGGUAUGGGCAUUGAUGAAGCGACAAGCCAGCCUGAAAUGGCAGGAUCGCUUCUCCUUGAUCGUCUCUUGGAUCACCUCGAUUGUCAUUGCCAUCGUCAUCGGUACAGUGUGGCUUCAGCUCCCCAAGACGAGUAGUGGGGCUUUCACGCGAGGUGGUGUAUUGUUCAUCGCUCUCCUCUUCAACUGCUUUAGCGCCUUCGGAGAACUGGCAUCUACUAUGGUUGGCCGACCUAUCGUCAACAAGCAUAGAGCAUACACAUUUCAUCGACCAUCAGCCUUGUGGAUUGCCCAGAUCUGUGUUGAUAUGGCCUUUCAGUCUGUACAAAUCCUUGUGUUCUCGAUCAUGGUCUACUUCAUGUGCGGGCUGGUAUACGAUGCAGGGGCGUUCUUUACAUUCUUCUUGAUCAUCAUUACUGGAUAUCUGGCCAUCACGCUCUUCUUCCGAACGGUCGGAUGUCUCUGUCCAGACUUCGACUCCGCGAUCAAGUUCGCUUCCACCAUCAUCACACUCUUCGUGAUCACCUCUGGGUAUCUGAUUCAGUAUCAGUCUCAGCAAGUGUGGCUUCGAUGGAUCUUCUACAUCAAUGCGCUUGGGCUCGGCUUUUCGGCUCUGAUGGAGAACGAAUUCAUGAGACUCGAUCUCGAAUGUGGUGGUACGUACUUGGUUCCAUACGGUCCUGGCUAUGGCAAUAUUUCACACCAGACGUGCACUCUCGCAGGAAGUCAAGGAGGCAGCGCAACCGUGUCUGGAACUGAUUACAUUGUCACUGCUUUCUCGUAUUACCCAAGCCAGCUCUGGCGGAACUGGGGCAUCAUCUUGGUGCUAGUGGUGGGGUUCCUGGCUGCAAACUCUGUGCUCGGUGAGUACAUCAAAUGGGGUGCUGGCGGCAAGACGGUCACGUUCUACUCCAAGGAGAACAGUGAACGCAAGAAGCUCAAUGAGGCUCUUCAAGAGAAGACGCAGGCACGUACGAGCAAGGACGGAGGGAGCUCUGCCGCGGACGACCUGUCAAUUGAGUCGAAGGCUGUCUUGACAUGGGAGGACAUGUGCUACGAUGUGCCUGUGCCCAGUGGUCAACUUCGGCUUCUCAAGAAUAUCUAUGGCUAUGUGAAGCCCGGGCAGUUGACUGCGUUGAUGGGAGCUUCCGGUGCCGGCAAGACCACGCUUCUUGAUGUGCUUGCAUCUCGAAAGAAUAUCGGCGUUAUUACGGGAGACAAGCUUGUCGAUGGCAAGCCUCCUGGUACCGCUUUCCAGCGUGGUACGAGUUAUGCGGAACAGCUGGAUGUUCACGAGGGUACACAGACUGUGCGUGAGGCACUCAGGUUUUCCGCCGACCUGAGGCAGCCGUAUGAGACGCCUCGCGAAGAGAAGUAUGCCUACGUGGAGGAGAUUAUUGCUCUGCUCGAAAUGGACGACAUUGCGGAUGCGAUCAUUGGCUCUCCGGAGGCUGGACUGGCCGUAGAGCAGCGAAAGCGGGUCACCAUAGGCGUCGAGCUUGCAGCUAAGCCUGAGCUGCUUCUCUUCCUUGACGAGCCUACAUCUGGAUUGGACUCGCAGUCUGCAUUCAAUAUUGUUCGCUUCCUCAAGAAACUCGCGGCUGCCGGCCAGGCUAUCCUCUGCACAAUCCAUCAGCCUAACGCAUCCCUGUUUGAGAACUUUGACCGGCUCCUCUUGCUCCAGCGCGGUGGAGAGACGGUCUAUUUUGGUGACAUCGGCAAAGACGCCCACGUGUUGAUCGACUACUUCCACAGACACGGUGCUGACUGUCCGCCCAAUGCUAACCCAGCCGAGUGGAUGCUUGAUGCUAUCGGGGCGGGUUCAACACCCCGGAUCGGCGACAAAGACUGGGGCGAGAUCUGGCGCGAGUCCGACGAGCUCGCCGCAACCAAAGACGAGAUCAUCCGCAUGAAGCAGCAGCGCAUCAAGGAAGUCGGCCAACAGCCACACGUUGAGCAGAAGGAAUUCGCCACCCCGCUUUGGCACCAGAUCAAGACGGUGCAGAUUCGGGCACACAAGUCUUUCUGGCGCUCGCCCAACUAUGGCUUUACCCGCCUCGUCAACCACAUCAUCAUCGCCCUUCUCACCGGCCUCAUGUUCCUGCAGCUUGACGACUCGCGAACUUCCCUCCAGUACCGAGUCUUCGUCAUCUUCCAGGUCACAGUCUUGCCGGCUCUCAUCCUGGCACAAGUCGAACCAAAGUACGACCUAAGCCGUCUGACAUACUACCGCGAGGCCGCGUCCAAGACCUACAAGCAAUUUCCCUUUGCACUCUCCAUGGUUGUGGCCGAGAUACCAUACAGUAUCCUGUGCGCUGUCGGGUUCUUCCUGCCGCUGUACUACAUUCCGAAGUUCAGCUAUGCCACCAGUCGAGCAGGGUACAACUUCUUGAUGAUUCUGACCACCGAGUUCUUCUCAGUGACGCUUGGGCAGAUGGUCGCAGCCUUGACGCCCAGCACCUUCAUCGCCGUACUGCUGAAUCCGUUCAUCAUCAUUGUCUUCGCGCUGUUUUGCGGAGUCACCAUUCCAAAGCCGCAGAUCCCCGGAUUCUGGCGCGCGUGGCUCUACGAGCUCGAUCCGUAUGUUCUUUCAAAUUCUUCACCCACCAAUCUGUACUGACUAUAUCUCCAGCUUCACCCGCCUCAUCUCCGGCCUCGUCUCCAACGAACUCCACGGUCUCCCCGUGCAGUGUACCGACGGCGAACUCAACCGCUUCACCGCUCCUCCGGGACAGACCUGCGGCGAUUACAUGUUUUCCUUCUUCGCCGCCGGCGGACCCGGCUACCUCGCCAACAACCAGACCUCCGACUGCGCGUACUGCGCCUACCGCGUCGGCGACCAAUUCUACGAACCGCUGGGCAUCUCGUUCAGUAACCGCUGGAGGGACUUUGGGAUCUUGGUCGCUUUUGUUGGGAGUAACCUGGUCCUGCUGUUUCUUGGCAGUCGGUAUUUGAAUUUCAAUAGGCGGUAG